This is a messenger RNA of Psylliodes chrysocephalus, 639 nucleotides long. The record is from the annotation of a GenBank genome assembly. Lineage: Eukaryota; Metazoa; Arthropoda; Insecta; Coleoptera; Chrysomelidae.
ACAAAAAUUGACCAACCAAAUAAAACUGGCGCAUAAGGAGGUUCCGAAUCAAAAUUAGAUGACACUGAUAAAUUAGUGAUAGAAAUAAUUGGAAAGGAAUCUCCUGUUGUUCAAGGAAUUGGCGUACCCGAUUCAAUGGAAACUGUUUCCGAAGUUAAAGUGAUUACCGAGGACUUUAGUUAUUCUAUGCCCAAUGAAAACGAUGACAAUGGCACCACAAAAAGCAAUUGCUCGCUUCAACAAAGUUCAUGUAGAGGAACUGAAACAAAUGCAUUGUGGGAAAAACUAAGACAUCCAUUGGGGGAUGCGCUUAGGAGGCAACAAAAAUAUUUCAAAAGUGGAGCACCCGCGGAAGCUAUUAAAGAAUGGACGUUUUUGAAACAGAUGGGAUUCCUGCAGUCCUAUAUCGCCAAUAAAUUGAGAGAAGGGAACUGUCGAGAAGACGAUGGAAAUAAAAACGUUACCCAAGUUUCUGAUGAGUAUGUAACAUUUGCAGAGGUAAACGAUGAAAAUGUAGCAGAAGUGAAUAUACAGCAGCAAGACGAAAGCAUUGAGGAUGACGCCCAACUACAGAAAUUUUCACAAACUUUGCCUCUGAGGGCAGCUAAAACCCCGACAACAAAUGCAACCCCAAAAUGA